AUGUACAAGACUGGCCGAAAAGCCCGUUCCAAGACUGGUUGCCGUACGUGCCGAAUUCGGAAAGUGAAAUGCGACGAGGAGCGGAUUGUCGUCGACAAUAAGAAGGAACCCCAAUGCAGGCGAUGUUCGGUCGCGCGAAUCGCCUGUGAAUGGAAGGGUGGACCGAUCCCUUGUCGGUCAACGACAGGGUCGAGAAAGAGUCAGGUGUCUGGGAUCCAUGCUAGCUCGCAUGGCUCAAUGAGGAGACCGGGCGACUUGCAAUCUCCCUUGCUUCCUGCUUGCACCCAUGACAGUAGUCUGCAAGCUGCUAAUUCGCUUGUUCUCUCGGGAUCCGACCGGUCUCGCUUGAACUAUCUUCGAGAUUCUGCCCUGGUCACUUUGCUCGGCAAGCAUUGGCCGUGGUCCACCAUCUCCUACGCCUACCAUAGAGUAGCUGUCAAGGAACCUAUGGUGAUGAGCAUGAUCCUCGCCACGACUGCCUGUGAAAUUCAUCGAUCACGUCUCCACGAUUGCGACAGUACACGUGUGUAUCCCCAAAUCAGUGAUUCGUCCGACAUCGAUGGCAGGGUACACUACGGUACAGCCUUAUCCAGACUUCGCGAAGUGCUGGCUGAAGGCGUGAAGACCCCGGCGAAGGUCGAGGCAAUUUUUAUAACGUUGUGGCUCAUGAUCGAUUAUGAGAACCGGUUCGGGAGUGGCGCCACAACAAUCAACAUACAUUUGCGAGGCAUUGAAAGCAUACUGCAUAACCAUAUCUUACCUCUGCUGAAAUACGAGGAGUCUUCGGCCCCUGCAAUCACUGCCGGGAGUCCUGAAGCGGCAGUUGUGUUGUUUCACGGUUCCGCUGAGGACCCGAGCUUGAUCGAGGGAGCGGCCAGCAGUCCAAUCGAUUCGGUAGCUGGCCCAUCUGACGGGAGAUUAAUUUAUACGGCAGUACCUCUAUUCCUGCUGUGGACCCUCUACUUCUUUACGCCUGGCGCGCUUUUCUUCGGACCUGGCGCUAUAUAUGAACCAGGAUUUGAGAAAGUCAACGAUGAUCUCUUCCGGUUCUUUCUUCGUGCAGAAGACGAAGACACUCCAUUGAACCUUGGCAACCUCUAUCGUAUCAGUAGACAGUCGCCUUCGAAGUUCUGGGGGGAAGCCUACCCAGCCAAAGCACAACUAGAUGAUAUGGAAAACUAUCCCGGCUUAGCCCUUUAUCACAAAAGCCAUGUGGUUCAAUUCAGGAUCACAGAGCUAUUUCGGCAACCAAGAAGCACCUCUUGGAAAGAAGCACCUUAUCGGCAGAUUGUUGAUGAGAUAGUCAAGAUAGCCAAUGAGUUCGAAAUGCUUCUCUCAUCCGCAAAAGCCGCCCCGUCGUGUGAUAUCGUGGGAGAUGGGCGCCGUGUGAUGGAGACAAUCUAUUGGGCCGCCAUCACAUAUUACAGCACGAUUGUAUACUUCCACCUAUGCUUUGACAGGCUGCUCCCAGACAAAUCCAUGCAGACCGGGUUGAUGUCCCAAGAAAAGGCCGUUUCCCUAGUUCUAGAGCUAUCCCUGAAGCUCCAUCGAAGCAGACCGCAUCUCAUGGUGCGCAUCACGUGGCCGCUCUUCAUGGCAGGUGUGGCUACCGCGGACAAAAUUUAUCAAGAUUGGGUGUCUAUCCGGCUACGAGAGUUGGGACGGUAUGGGCAGAACUACAGCCGUGUCAGCCGACGCUUUGACGACAUUAUUCGCGGAAGUGACCCCUUUGCAUAUUCUCAGAAGCAAUUAUCCACAUCGAGGCAAAACAACAACACCGGUUGA
This is a messenger RNA of Aspergillus thermomutatus, 1785 nucleotides long. RefSeq lists its product as uncharacterized. The transcript has 3 exons. The record is from RefSeq and is a predicted model, not a curated record. The coding region runs from base 1 to 1785 and encodes 594 amino acids. Gene Ontology annotation, molecular function: zinc ion binding; DNA-binding transcription factor activity, RNA polymerase II-specific; transcription cis-regulatory region binding. NCBI's taxonomy places the organism in Eukaryota, Fungi, Ascomycota, Eurotiomycetes, Eurotiales, Aspergillaceae. Gene Ontology annotation, biological process: positive regulation of transcription by RNA polymerase II. Gene Ontology annotation, cellular component: nucleus.